Molecule: messenger RNA, 1887 nt
Organism: Odocoileus virginianus texanus
Lineage: Eukaryota; Metazoa; Chordata; Mammalia; Artiodactyla; Cervidae
Gene: ANKRD16
Product: ankyrin repeat domain 16
Biological process (GO): protein localization to ciliary inversin compartment
Cellular component (GO): ciliary inversin compartment
Molecular function (GO): protein binding
Source: RefSeq, a predicted model, not a curated record
CCAUGGCCGCGCCCGCCGACCCGCGGCGGCUGUGCCGGCUGGUGCAAGACGGCCGACUAUGCGCCCUGCGCGGGGAGCUGCAGGCGGCGGGGCACGCGGGCUGCGCGGGGCCGGCCGGGGAUACCCUCCUGCACUGCGCCGCCCGCCACGGCCGCCGGGACGUCUUGGCCUAUCUGGUCGAGGCCUGGGACAUGGACAUCGAAGCCGCCAACCGGGACUACAAGCGGCCUCUGCACGAGGCUGCUUCCAUGGGUCACCGGGACUGCGUGCGGUACCUGCUGGGCCGGGGGGCCGCGGUCGACUGCCUGAAGAAGGCCGACUGGACUCCUCUGAUGAUGGCCUGCACGAGGAGAAACCUCGAGGUGAUCCGGGAUCUCGUGGAGCACGGCGCCAAUCCACUCCUGAAGAACAAAGACGGCUGGAACAGUUUCCACAUUGCCAGCCGCGAAGGCGACCCUCUGAUCCUCCAGUACCUGCUCGCAGUUUGCCCCUCUGCCUGGAGGACAGAAAGCAAGAUCGGGAGGACUCCACUGCACACGGCAGCAAUGCAUGGCUGUUUAGAGGCAGUAGAGGUGCUUCUUCAGAGGUGCCAGUACGAACCGGACUGCAGAGACAGGUGUGGCCUCACGCCCUUCAUGGAUGCCGUUCAGUGUGGCCACACGGACGUGGCCAGGCUGCUCCUCGAAAAGCACAAGGCUUGCGUGUCAGCUGAGGACUCACUGGGGGCCCAGGCGAUCCACCGGGCAGCGGUCACUGGGCAGGAUGAAGCCAUCCGAUUCCUGGUCUCGGAGCUUGGCGUCAACGUUGAUGCAAGAGCAGGAUCCACCCAUCUCACUGCGCUUCACUUCGCAGCUAAGGAAGGUCAUGUGAGCACAGUCCAGACACUCUUAUCCUUGGGUGCUGACAUCAACUCCAAGGAUGAAAGAAAUCGAUCAGCCCUGCACCUGGCCUGCGCGGGGCAGCACGCGGCCUGUGUCCAGUUCCUCCUGAGCUCCGGGCUCCAGGACUCUCCGGACAUCUCGGGCGCCCUGGCUCAGCAUCUCACACGGAGCCCCGACGUCCUUCAGUGCUUCAACCACAGCACGAUGGCUGAGGGCGUUUCCAGAGGUAGAUGGUGAAUCCACGGGAACACGUGUGCUGCUGCUUCAGUCGCCAGCAGGUGCAGUGAAAUAGGCCAGGAGUCGGUGUUUUCUGCACGCCCCCUUGGGUGGAGGACCACCCCCCCGGGAUGAGGCAGCUGGCUUCCUGGCUUGAUGAUAGCCCGUUGCACAGUCGGACUCUUUCCAGGGUCUCUGAUUCACUUUUCCUACCUUCGAGUGGAGUCGAUGAUGGGGAUGAAGUCGGCACUGGGAAUCCUUAGAGAAGCAUGAAAAUACAGGGUGGGACUUCCCUGGUGGUUCAGUGGUUAAGACUGCGCUUCCACUGCAGGGGCCCAGGUUCAAUCCCUGCCCACCCCGAGGUACAGCCAAAAAAUAAAAUAGUUGUUUUAAAAUAAAUCACGUGUGGAAAGGCCAUGAUGAUAUUUGGAAUGUAGCAACUUGCCUUUGCCUUGAGCCACAAAACAUGACUGGCCUGUUUACUUUCUUCUUUCACAGGCUUUUCAUUGGUCAUUACAGCAGUUUAGCUUUUGGUUUCAAAGCCAGGAAGGAAAUGUUAGGAUCUAUUUACAUAGAUGUUUACAAGCAGUUAAUGGAAACGCUUCCUAUAUUCUAAACUCUGAUUCUUAAUGUUAAACAUUAAAACAUUUAAUGUGCACUAAAGCAUUUAAUUAAACAUUUAAAGUUUAAUUAAACAUUAAACUUUAAUGUUUUAAUCCUGAGGUUAUUAUUUUUUUAAUGACAAUUCUGUAGUGGCUCGCUUUGGAUAUUAAACGCUUCUAAAAACACA